Messenger RNA from Ostrinia furnacalis (Asian corn borer), 820 nucleotides. RefSeq names its product oocyte zinc finger protein XlCOF19-like. The record is from RefSeq and is a predicted model, not a curated record. Lineage: Eukaryota; Metazoa; Arthropoda; Insecta; Lepidoptera; Crambidae. Gene Ontology annotation, biological process: regulation of gene expression. Gene Ontology annotation, cellular component: nucleus. The transcript is spliced from 6 exons. The coding region runs from base 1 to 702 and encodes 233 amino acids.
AUGGGACUCAAAUGCUCCGAACACUUGCUAAUACACCAAGGCGUCAAGAACUUCGAGUGUCCCACGUGUGGGAUGCGGUUCCGGACGCGAGCCCAGAUAAAACACCAUCAGCUGAAACACAGUGACAUUAAGGACUAUUACUGCGUGGAGUGCGACGUCAAAUUCAAAUCGUCGCACACCUUACGGCAACACUUACAGAAGAGUCUGAAACACAAAGACAAGAGGACCUUUAAUUUCCAAUGCACCCGAUGCGACAAACGUUUCGAGACGGAAGCAGCUCUUCGCUCCCAUACCCUCAUCCAACACGAGGGCGUUAGAGGACAUCGCUGUACGGACUGUCCUGCAGCGCUGGCUUCAAGGAGUUCCUUAUUGAAACAUAUACACAGCGUGCACAGGGGGAUCAAACCUGCGCUUAGGCACGUCUGUGACACUUGCGGGAAGGCUUUCCGGGGCAAAAGCGUCCUAACGAACCACGUGCGAACGCACACGGGUGAGAAGCCUUUCGCGUGCGCUACUUGCGGCCGUGGGUUCUCGCAGCGCACUGCGAUGCUCACUCACGUCAAGCUUGUGCAUAUGAAGAUGCGAAGACGGCAUAAGUUGGAUCCGGAGCCCGAGCCUCUGCCCGCCAAGGAACAAAACCUGAAGACAGAAUGGCGAUCAGCGCCGCCGCCUUGCGACAUAUACUACCACGUUACUGCCUGAAUUGUAGUGAAUUAGUUACUAAACAUACUAUUCGACACCACCACCGACCAGUGGGUCUAGACAAAAUGCACUUUUUGAUCGAAUCGAAAACCGAAUAUGUCAACUCCAUACCAAAAAA